Arabis nemorensis is the source of this 918-nucleotide messenger RNA. The record is from the annotation of a GenBank genome assembly. NCBI's taxonomy places the organism in Eukaryota, Viridiplantae, Streptophyta, Magnoliopsida, Brassicales, Brassicaceae.
AUGUCGACGGAGAAGAUCUUCCUGACGCAGAUGAUGAUGAUAACGACGCCAAUAACGAUGGUGAAGAAUUUGGUACAGACUCAAUCACCCACCGAUUUGUGCUUUUUGAUUGGUGAAAAAAAGAAAAUUGGAGUUUAUGGUUCGUUUUUGGUUGCAGAUGAAAACGAUGACUCUGUUCACACAUUCACUGGUCACAAAGGUGAGCUUUAUGCAGUAGCUUGUAGCCCWAAMGAUCCUWCUCUUGUUGCAACYGGUGGUGGUGAUGAUAAAGCCUUUCUAUGGAGAAUUGGUAAUGGAGAUUGGGCUGCUGAGCUUCCUGGUAAACUAAUCUGUACUGGCUCUGAUGAUGCGAGUUUGAUUGUAUGGAACCCAAAGACAUGCGAAAGCAUUCAUGUGGUUAAAGGUCAUCCUUAUCAUACGGAAGGGUUGACAUGUUUGGACAUUAACUCGAACUCAAGCCUCGCUAUCAGUGGCUCGAAAGAUGGUUCUCUUCACAUUGUGAAUGUAGUCACCGGAAAGGUUGUGGGCUCUCUCACUUCUCACACAGAUUCAGUCGAAUGUGUGAAGUUUUCACCAAGCUCAGCUACCAUUCCUUUGGCUGCAACAGGUGGAAUGGACAAGAAGCUUAUAAUCUGGGAUCUGCAACAUUCAACUCCUAGGUUCAUCUGCGAACAUGCGGAAGGUGUGACAUGCCUGACUUGGAUAGGAGACUCCAAGUACUUAGCCACGGGAUGUGCAGAUGGUACAGUGAGCGUUUGGGACAGCUUAUUAGGAAACUGCGUCCAUACCUUCCACGGUCACCAGGAUGCGGUCCAUGCUAUCUCAGUCUCUACCAACGCGGACUUCAUUGUUUCGGUCUCCGUAGACAACACUGCUCGUGUCUAUGAGACAUCUGAGUUCCAAAACAAAAUGUCUUAG